Messenger RNA from Penicillium soppii, 324 nucleotides. RefSeq lists its product as uncharacterized. NCBI's taxonomy places the organism in Eukaryota, Fungi, Ascomycota, Eurotiomycetes, Eurotiales, Aspergillaceae. Bases 1 to 324 code for a protein of 107 amino acids. The record is from RefSeq and is a predicted model, not a curated record. The transcript has a single exon.
AUGACUCUUCGUCUAGAUCUACAAGCAAAUCUUUGGCGUAUCACGAUCGAGAACCCGUCCUUUAACCAUACCCCGUCGCCAGCGUCAACUCAUCCUAUUCAACGUGCUCUCGAACUAAAACAUAAGAAAUAUAAGGUCGAUAGUGCCCUCCACCUCGGCCGCUCAACCUAUCAGAUCCUCGUUGAACUCCGUGAUGCUGAUCCAGGAACUGCGCUUAUCUCCCGCGACAUCUACAACACCAGGUUCAAAUUGAAUCAAUUGUUUCUCGCAGGUCGUACGCCUAUCCAGGCGUUAUUGAUGGAGCUACCUAAGGAUGGCUUAUAG